Molecule: messenger RNA, 565 nt
Organism: Lemur catta (Ring-tailed lemur)
Lineage: Eukaryota; Metazoa; Chordata; Mammalia; Primates; Lemuridae
Gene: CHCHD5
Product: coiled-coil-helix-coiled-coil-helix domain containing 5
Exons: 4
Coding region: 107-439 (110 amino acids)
Source: RefSeq, a predicted model, not a curated record
AGGAACCAGGCGGGGAGGGCGGGGCUGGCCGCGGCCGCGACAACCUAAUGCCGGAAAAGGCGGGUCGCACCUGCCUGCCUGACCCCACGUCGGCACCGGUCUCGAGAUGCAGGCGGCUCUGGAGGUCACUGCUCGCUACUGCGGCCGGGAACUGGAGCAGUAUGGCCAGUGUGUGGCAGCCAAGCCUGAGUCAUGGCAGCGGGACUGUCACCACCUUAAGAUGAGCAUUGCUAGAUGCACAUCCUCCCACCCAAUCAUCCGCCAAAUCCGCCAGGCCUGUGCUGAGCCUUUUGAGUCCUUCGAGCAGUGUCUUCGACAGAAUGAGGCAGCCGUGGGCAACUGUGCGGAGCACGUGCGCCGCUUCCUGCAGUGCGCUGAACAGGUGCAGCCACCACGCUCUCCCACGGCUGUGGAGGCACAGCCGCUUCCUGCCUCCUGAAGACUCCUUUGACUGCAGGAAAACUGACAAGCCAGCCCUGCAGAGUGGCCAGAUGGAGUCCUGAGGGCCCUGGCUAGGGCCUGGCUUUCCUCGAUGUCAAGACUCUCAAUAAAUAAAGACUGUGUA